GCGGAACGAACUAGCUAUCGAAUUUCUUUAGUAAACAAACCGAUUGUUUUAUUGAGCAUCGUAAACAGCCAAAUGAUGAACGAGGGAAAACUGAAGCAGAAAUAUGAGAUGUACGAAGACAGCGAUUCGAUAGCCGACAAUGAGACCGAGGAGCACUUGGUGGAGAACCAAAAUUCAAUACCACCCCAACAAUCAACUGACAAGCGUCGCAGCUAUGUUUGGAGCUAUUUUAGCACGGUGCCCGAACACUCCGAUGUCUACAGAUGUAAAGUGUGCAGCGAAACCUUUGGCAGCAAGACAACCAUUCUGGGCAGGCACCUACAAACAGCACACGGCAUCACGGAUUUGCCACAUCCGGAUGAUGCUGUGAAAAAGGGUCGUCCAAAUCGCAGUUUUGUGUGGAACUUUUGCACCAAGCUCGAUGAGAAGCGUGCCCUGUGUCAUAUAUGUAAAAAAGUCUUGUAUUUUGGUGGCGGCAACACGUCCAACAUAACGAAGCAUUUGCGACGCAUGCACGCCGAGAAAUUGGAGGAGGUGGCCAAGCAACUGCCACGUGUCGGUCGCUGGGGAAGCGAAGCGCCAUUCUUCAAGAAGGAGCGCAAGAGUUCGAGUUAUGUGUGGAAUUAUUGUGAGAAGUUGACCAAAAACACGGUGCUCUGCAAACUCUGCAAUCGACGGAUGCGUUUCCAUGGCACAGCCAAUGUCAUAACACAUCUGCAGCGCAGGCAUGACAUUAUGGAUGAGACGACACCGGUGAAAAUUGGUACACCGGAAAAGGUGCUGGAGGCGGCCACGUCCAGCACAACGGAGAAUCCAACGCCGCGCUCCAGCCGCCGCAACAGUAGCGUUAGCGGCAGUCUCGUCUGGCGUUACAUCACCCGAAUCUCGGAUGAUACGGUGCGUUGUCGCGUCUGCCUGAAGAAUCUAUCGUAUCAGGGCACGAGCAAUCUGCAGCGACAUCUGCAUCGCAUGCAUAAUAUCGUGUGGAACGGCAGGGAGACGGCGAGUGUGCCCCCCAAGUCGGAGCCACAUCAGGCGGAUUCGAAUACAUUCUUUGACUUCUGCGAGGCGACCAGUGACGUAGCCAUGUGGAAGUGCCAGAUGUGCGAGGAGCACUUCGAGCACAACGACAGCAUAGAGGAUGCAAUAAGCAAGCACAUGAUCCGGAUACAUGGCGCUGCGAUUCGGGGUGAUGACUUUUCUGCAGCUGAGGAUGAGUUGCAUGACGAUCUGGGGGCGCUUUAUACGGAAGUUGUUGAUGAUGACGAUGCCAAUACAACAGCGGAGCAUGUUACACAACAGGAGCAGGAGGACGAUGUUGUCAACGAUGAUGUGCUCUAUAAUGAUAUCAUCGAAAUCGAGGAGGAGCUAAACAAUAAUGCCGAAGAGGAUGGCGAACAAUAUAUUGAAAGUGGCAGCUUUGCCAAUUCGCUGUCUGUGCAAUCCGGGGAUAAUGUGGUGUCCGAUUAUAGUAAUGAUAGCACCGAUGCCCAAUUGGUGACGACCACCAUUCAGGCGGAUGAUACGCCCGUGAUGCGUGAGCUGAAGGAGAAUCUGUUGCGGCAGCAGGCUAUGUAUUUCAGUGAGAAAGCCAGUUUCUAUCGCAUGCAAAAGUUUCUUGUGGCGCAACAGGUGCGCAAGGAGCGACUGGAAAUUGAGAAACUGAAAGCUGCUCAGGAGCCAAGAGAAAAUCCUAGUGUCAGCUAGUGUCUGUUUCUGUUUUCUUUUUGUGUUAAGCUUAAUUGUGUAAUUGUAAGUUGCAUGCAAGUGUUUAUAAUUAUUGUUUAAUCAUUAAAAUAACAAAAUGAAUUAAUUAA
Molecule: messenger RNA, 1817 nt
Organism: Drosophila grimshawi
Lineage: Eukaryota; Metazoa; Arthropoda; Insecta; Diptera; Drosophilidae
Exons: 5
Coding region: 73-1707 (544 amino acids)
Molecular function (GO): DNA binding
Source: RefSeq, a predicted model, not a curated record